Messenger RNA from Drosophila serrata, 4784 nucleotides. RefSeq lists its product as uncharacterized. Gene Ontology annotation, cellular component: endoplasmic reticulum membrane; nucleus. Gene Ontology annotation, molecular function: DNA-binding transcription factor activity; sequence-specific DNA binding. Gene Ontology annotation, biological process: protein autoprocessing; positive regulation of DNA-templated transcription. The record is from RefSeq and is a predicted model, not a curated record. NCBI's taxonomy places the organism in Eukaryota, Metazoa, Arthropoda, Insecta, Diptera, Drosophilidae.
ACGGAUUUGGAUAUUGUUGCUCCGCCAGCGAGAGUGGAUAAUCGUGGAGAAAUAAAAACAGAAACCGAAACUGAAACUGAAACUGAAACGGAGAAGCAAUCGUAAACCGCGAACUUAGUAACAGUUGCAUCGCGUAUACGAAGCGUGAAACACAAACGACAAGCAACAAAAGUACAAGCGGCGAGAGAGUGCAGCAACAAAUUCGUAAACAAUCAAAGUAACGGCGUGUUGUGCGAGUGUCCGACACCAGUCAUGCUGUAGCAACGUGAACAGGAUGCAGCUGAAGUAACUUGAAUAUGGACCUUGAUUUCUUAGGCCUCUCCCCCCAAGAUCUGGCAGACAUACACAAUGAAGGCAUAGACAAUCUGGAUCUGCUGAUGCAGGGAGACUUUGACGACAGCAUUCAGUUGGGACACAAUGACCAUAACGGGCAUCUGGCCCCCGGUGCUGGUGGUGGCACCCACAUGGACUCUCCCCACACACCGCCCAUGAACGGCUUGGAUUCCGGACGGAUGGGUCUAAGCACGCCGGUGUCGACACAGGUUCAAGCGCAUGUGCAUCCACAGUUGCCGGAGAGUCCGCCGGACUCCCAGCCCGCCUACAGUCCGCUGGGUGAGGCGCAUGGUAUGGCCAUGCCGGGCCGUGAGCUGAUUUACCCUGGACUAACGCACAUGCAGCAUCAGGGGAAUCUGUUGCAGGCAGACCUAGGCCAGUACGCAUCUCCUCCGCAGCAACAGCAGCAUCACUUUGCCACUCCGCAAGCCGAUGUGCGGGUGAAGCACGAAACCGGGCUCAUAAUGAAUCCGGGGAACCUACUCUCCCAGCAGCAACAGCAACAGAUGCAGCAACAGCAGCAUCAUCAACAGCAGCAGCAGCAGCAGCAACUCAGCGAGCAACAGUUUCUCCCACACCAGCAACAGCAUCUGCAGCACCUCCAAGACCUGGGCCAGGACCAGAUGCUCUACUACGACAAUGCACUGGGAGCAGCGGGGAUGUAUGCGGCUGGGAGCUACCAGAACCUAUCCACCUGCACGCUGACCUCGGCUUUGGGACUGGGUGACCGGGUCCAGGUGAUCGGAACCAGCCAGCUGUCGCUAAAUCGUGUAUCCGCUCCCUCCACGCCCGUGCACUCGCUGUCGCGCAAGCGUAAGAUGUCCACGCAGCUCGACUGUCCAGAGUUUUCGCCGGUGCCGAAGGUGGACGCUGGUCUGCGGAUGAGCCCCCUGCGCGCCUCCCACCACUCGCUGGCCACGCCGACACCCACGCCAACGGCAGCAACAACGCCGGCACCCUCGCACUGUUCCGCCUCCGUAUCGCCAGCCUUGUCCGCCGUUCAUUCGCAGGCGGACAACAGCCUCGACGGACAGUCGAGCGGCGGUGGCGGAGUGGCUCAGGGAUCGGGAUCCGGGUCGGGUUCGGGGAGCGAAGCGGGAGAUCCGACGGGAGGACAGUGCAUCCGCUUCAAUGCCUUCCAGCCGGAGCACUGGCACAAGCUCGUCGACCAGGACCUCCAGGAGCUGUCUGUGAUCUACUACCGCGUGGACGCGGACAAGGGAUUCAACUUUAGCGUCUCGGACGACGCGUACGUGUGCCAGAAGAAGAACCACUUCCAGGUUACUUGCCAUGCGCGCCUCCAGGGCGAUGCCAAAUUCGUGAAGACACCGUCCGGCUUCGAGAAAAUCAAAUCCUUCCACUUGCAUUUUUAUGGCGUCAAGUUUGAGGCGCCCAAUCAGACCAUCCGCGUGGAGCAGAGCCAGUCGGAUCGCUCCAAGAAGGCCUUCUAUCCCGUACCCAUCGAUCUCCAGAAGCACAUCGUCAGCAAGAUCACCGUCGGCCGACUGCACUUUUCGGAGACGACUAACAACAAUAUGCGCAAGAAGGGUCGUCCCAAUCCGGAGCAGCGCUUCUUUCAGCUGGUGGUUGGUCUGCAUGUCCAUACAAUCUCUGGAAACUUUCCCGUGGUGAGCCACGGCAGCGAGAAGAUUAUCGUGCGUGCCUCGAAUCCGGGUCAGUUUGAGUCCGAUGUGGAUCUUUGCUGGCAACGCGGCCUAACCCAGGAGUCGGUGUUCCAUGCCGGCCGCGUGGGCAUCAACACUGAUCGCCCGGAUGAGAGCCUGGUGGUGCAUGGCAACCUGAAGGUCUCCGGCCACAUUGUCCAACCAAGUGACAGUCGAGCCAAGCAGGAGAUCGGUGAGCUGGAUACAUCGGUGCAGCUUCGCAAUCUGCAGAAGAUUCGGAUCGUGCGCUAUCGCUAUGAGCCGGAGUUUGCCGUCCACUCGGGGCUGCGGCGCGAGAGUGACACGCGGGAGAUUGUGGACACCGGAGUGAUUGCCCAGGAGGUGCGCGAAGUCAUACCCGAUGCGGUUCAAGAGGCUGGCAGCGUGGUGCUGCCCAACGGAGAGGUCAUUGAGAACUUCCUGCUGGUCAACAAGGAUCGCAUCCUCAUGGAGAAUAUCGGGGCCGUAAAGGAGCUGUGCAAGGUGACUGGGUCGCUGGAACACCGAAUCGAACACCUGGAGCGUGCCAACAUUGGCCAAAACAGCCAGCAACUUCGUGCCAAGGAUCUGCUGGAGCCGCGCUGCCUGCUGCCGGAGCGUGGAGCCCUAAAACCCUACGGCAGCCGUCGUGAUGGCUACGAGGUGUGCUCCAGUCGUUCCCUGCAGAUCGUCAUCUUCCUACUGAUCAUCGUGAUGGCUGCUUGUCUGGCGGCCGUGUCCACGCUGUACUUCGUGGAGCACAACAAACAGCAGCAGAUGGACGGCUACCAGAUCUUUGGGAAUGGUCACAUAUUCCGUCCGGAGCCGGGAUCGACGCACCUGAGCGAUGAGGACCGCCAUUACUUUCACAAUUUGCAUACGCUCUUCCGAAACAAGACCAACGGCGGAUGGCCAGGUCGCAUAUAUGCCACUAGCACCACACGUCCGCCCGGAUAUCGCCCCGGUGAGGAAGAGGCGGAGGAGCUGGCGGCUGUGAUGACGAAGCCACAGGUGGCCGGUGCCCAGCAGCAGAGCCUCAAACAUGCCUCCUUCACAACAACGGCACCACGUUUUAGUAAUAAGACCCUAAACAGCAAGAAGGCAAAGUGGCCCAUCUCACAGGAGACACUGCGUCAGGUGGCGGGUCAGAAGUUGCUCCAGACGCCGGCAGUCCAUGUGCCUUCCUUGCCAGCAAAAACUCUUCCGCCGCCGGCUCUCAACGAGACGGCGGCCUCCACGGAGAAGCCACCGCAGGCCAUUCCCUUGCCGCAGGACUUUGAGAAUAACUCCAUCGACAUUGACGCCCAGCAGCAGCAGCAGAAGCAGUCGCAGCUGUCCCCUUUGAAGCUGGAUGAACAUAUCGUGGUGGUGGGCACCAUUGCCAGCCCCGCCUCCGAGGCAUCAUCUGACUCUGAUCCUCCGACAGCUGUCGCGGGUCAUGCCAUCCGCAAGUUCAACACCGGCGCCGUGUACACGAACGUGUAUAAGACGGUUUCGCCACCAACGGCCAACCUAGCCCUGACCACCAACAAGGUGAGCACCGAGCCCGCCCAGAGUCCGCUUUCCCAGGCGCUGGAUGUGCCGCCGCCGGCGCUGCCCUUGCGCAAUAGUAGCGACAAUCCUGAUGCCCUAGAUCUUCAGAACCUGAGCAACACCAACGAGUCGGUGGACAAUCCCAUUACCGGAGUGUACGGCUUUGAGUACCAGGGAGCGGGUCUGAGGGAAUCCAACCUGGGCAGGCGCUCGGCGAAUCAACGCAGUCUGGAAUGGAUCAGGCAGAAGAGCAUGAAGACGCCAAUCUUUGGCCAGCCGGCCGAAUGCAAUGGGGAUGAGUCUGUCAGCGACAAUUGUCAGUCCGUUUGCUUCGAGGAACUGCCACCGACUCAACCGCAGCCGGAUAAUGUAGAUGCCAAUGUAAAGGAGCAGCAUGUCGAGGACGAUCUGCAAUCGGCCGAGGAGCAGGAACCGGAUCCUGAUAUAAUCGAGGCGCAGCCACUUUCCAUUGCCGUAGCCACUGGCAAUGAGACCGAGUCGCAGACCGGUUUCCUUGGCAAGACCUCGCACAGUACCGAUGCCUUGGCUAAGAAAUCCCCACAGGAAACGGAAACGGUGCUGGCUAGCAAGGAAGAUCCGGUAUAUCGUUUGGUUCAACCAGCAACAGCCCAGGAGCAGCUACCCAAAGCGGAUGAGACGGUGCUGCCACCUUUCCAAUUGGACUGUUGGAGCGUGGCCAGUUGCGUGCUGGCCGCUCAGUACAAUCACAGCAUCGAUGUGGAGCAGUUCUGUCCGAGCACGGGUAGUUCCCUCAACAUAAGCUAUAUAGUUCCAGUGUCGCGGUAUCUCCAGGCCAGUAGCCUGGAACUCCAUCUGAGCUCCAACAAGCCGCUGCAGUGGUCCAUCUGCAUUGAUGACGACCAGGCCAAGGCCAAUGCCAAUGCACAGCUCAACGAGGAUGACGAGGCCCCGGUGAGCAGCGGGGUAAAGAUCCUCAAGCAGCUGGGCAACAACAAACUCAUUCUGGCAUUGGACUUGCCAGCCCGCGGCUACUUCCUGCGUGACUUUAUGCUGCGCGCCAGCCAGGACCUCGAGCAGCAAAAACUUUGCGAUGACAGCGCUCACCUGGCGAACCCCAUACUCCAGUACAACUUUAGGAUCGUAAGAGAUUGUGAUUAGUUUACGGCUUAAUUUAUGGCACGGAUGGAUCGAAUCUGAGCUCCAAAAAAUUAAUGUAGGCGGCAAUGUCCUCUCCCGGCACACCACCCAACACGGAAAACUCGUUUAAAUUAGGAAAAUGAGACAAAAAAAAAA